Molecule: messenger RNA, 291 nt
Organism: Rhinocladiella mackenziei CBS 650.93
Lineage: Eukaryota; Fungi; Ascomycota; Eurotiomycetes; Chaetothyriales; Herpotrichiellaceae
Exons: 2
Coding region: 1-291 (96 amino acids)
Biological process (GO): double-strand break repair via homologous recombination; proteasome assembly; mRNA export from nucleus
Cellular component (GO): proteasome regulatory particle, lid subcomplex; proteasome complex
Source: RefSeq, a predicted model, not a curated record
AUGUCGUCUUCAGGCCCCUCCAACGCACCCACGGCGAAAAUGCAACCUCCUCAGAAAACCGAGGCGGACCCAUCUCAGACAUCAAAACCCGCGUCAAACCAACCGCCGGCGAUGCUAGAGGAGGACGACGAGUUUGAGGAUUUCCCUGUUGAAGACUGGGCGCAAGAAGACACUGAAGUACCGGGCGGCACCACCCAUCUUUGGGAGGAAAGCUGGGACGACGACGAUGAGAACGAGGACUUCGGUAAACAGUUGAAGUAUGGAAGCUCCCAAAAACACGGUGUCUCGUGA